AAACAUAUCGAGUUUUUCAUUUAACGUGCUUAAAUAUGUAUGAUUCAGUUCUUGGCAACAAUCCAUUACUUACGUGUGCUUUUCAUCUGAAUUUUAUGCGCCCGUCGAAUUUCAGUUGAACCGUGAAUGACUUGUUUAGUUAGAGCAAUGCAUAUUCCUUACGUAAAAAUUGCAAUUUACGCUUUAACCUUUCUGACAUACGCUUACUCUGGUUACGGUGCUGGCGUAUUAGGAAAUGUACGAGACGCUUUAAUCGCCGCUGAAGCUGUCUUCGGCGAUAUACUAAAAAACAUCAUAACUGUUGCGAAGAAAUUUAAGGUGAUACACGAUGUUUUCGAUGCCGCUGUUGAAGAAAAUUGCCGAUAUACAUGCCCGGACGGAUCACCACCGCAGCGAAACAAGCAUCACAUUCCACACUCAGAUGGAUGUGGAAGUUUGGGAUUGCAAAUAGACUCGCAGUAUUUGCCAAUAGCAGAGAUGACUAUAUGUUGUGAUGCUCAUGAUAUUUGUUAUGAUACUUGCAAUUCAGAUAAAGAGUUAUGUGAUAUUGAAUUUAAACGGUGUUUGUACAAGUAUUGUGAUACUUAUGAGAAAACAGUGGGAGAUUUGGUCAUGAAAGGAUGUAAAGGAGCAGCAAAAAUGCUUUUUACAGGUACUUUAACAUUAGGAUGUAAAUCCUACAUAGAUGCACAAAAAGAAUCUUGCUACUGUCCUACGAAGUUCAAAGAAUAUUCUAAAGGAAAAAAGUAUACUACAAAGGCAAAUGAAGAUUUAUGAUAAUUAUAUUUUUAUGAAUAUAAUUUUGAUAUAAUUGGAAACAAAGUACUGUUUAGAAAUAAUAUUUAUAU
Messenger RNA from Ctenocephalides felis (cat flea), 848 nucleotides. RefSeq names its product group XIIA secretory phospholipase A2 (gene GXIVsPLA2). Bases 127 to 777 code for a protein of 216 amino acids. Gene Ontology annotation, cellular component: extracellular region. Gene Ontology annotation, biological process: arachidonate secretion; lipid catabolic process; phospholipid metabolic process. The transcript has 3 exons. NCBI's taxonomy places the organism in Eukaryota, Metazoa, Arthropoda, Insecta, Siphonaptera, Pulicidae. Gene Ontology annotation, molecular function: calcium ion binding; A2-type glycerophospholipase activity. The record is from RefSeq and is a predicted model, not a curated record.